AGGGUGGCGAGGGCCAUGCUGGCGGCGGGGCUGCGGCGGGCCCUGGGCGUGCGGCGCUGCCCCGCGGGGCUCCCCCGGGCCUGGCCCUCGGGGGCCCGGCAGGAGCGGGGCGGCGGGACGGGACCGGGACCGGGACCCGGGCCCGCCCGGUGGCGGUGGGCCCGGCCAGGCCCGGCCCUGGGCUUCCUAGGAGCCCUCUCGCUCUUCCCCAGGGACGCCGAGGAGGACGGCGAGGCCGCCAUCGUCCUGCUGCUGAAGAGAGCCAAGCUCAGCACGAUGAAGGGCGAGCUGGCGGAGGCCGAGAGGGUUCUGCACCAAGCCCUGCGCCUGGCGCACCAGUCGGACGACAGGAGGGCCAUCGUCUACACCUACAGCAUGAUGGCAAACGUGGCCUUCAUGCAGGGGCAGCUGGACAAUGCAGAAAAGCUCUACAAAGCAGCUAUGAGCUUUUUGCUAGCAGGAGACACAAAGGAGGAUGACAAUGCAGUCCUCGAGAUGUCCCUCAAGCUGGCCAGUAUCUAUGCUGCUCAGAAACAGCACAAGUUAGCCCUGGCUGGCUAUGAGUUCUGCAUCCUGACCUUAGAGGAGAAGAUUGCCAAGCAAAAGGAGAUGCCUGAGGAUGUCUUGUCAGCUGAAGAAAAAGCCAACACCCGUCUCUUGCUGGGGAUGAGCCUGGACUCCUAUGCUCGCUAUCUCCUAAACAUUAACCAGCUCCCAGUGGCCCAAAAGAUGUAUGAGAAGGCUCUGCAGAUCUCAAAGGAUGUUCAGGGAGAGACUCAUCCACAGACUGUGGUCCUCAUGAAUGACUUGGCAACUGUGCUGGAUGCUCAGGGACACUACGAUGAGGCAUACUCCUAUGUGAAGAAGGCAGCUGAACUGGCAAAGGAGACUCAACACCCCGAGGAGCACAUGGUGCUGAACAACCUGGCAGCAAUUCUGAUGCACAAAAAAGACUUUCUGCAAGCAAGACAAGUGUAUAAAGAAGCUCUGAAGCAGGCAGAACAGAAGGGAGAUGUUGCUUCUGUCCAGCACAUCCAGGAAGAACUAGCUGAACUGGCCAAGAGGAGAAAGGGCUCCACCUGAGUUUGGCCAGAGUCCAAGCUGCAGGUGUCUGACAGCAGCAAGGGUGGGUCAAUACAAACAGGCUGGGACUGGUGCAAUUCUCCAGAGGAAGAGCAAUCAGGAACUUAAGGACUGCUUAACAAGAAGGGCUGCUAUUGCCCAUAUAGUCCAAAAUAAAGUUGUGAAAUCAUAACUGUA
Messenger RNA from Cygnus atratus (black swan), 1260 nucleotides. RefSeq names its product tetratricopeptide repeat domain 19 (gene TTC19). Gene Ontology annotation, biological process: mitochondrial respiratory chain complex III assembly. Gene Ontology annotation, molecular function: protein binding. Lineage: Eukaryota; Metazoa; Chordata; Aves; Anseriformes; Anatidae. The coding region runs from base 16 to 1083 and encodes 355 amino acids. Gene Ontology annotation, cellular component: mitochondrial inner membrane. The transcript is spliced from 10 exons. The record is from RefSeq and is a predicted model, not a curated record.